Messenger RNA from Acytostelium subglobosum LB1, 2019 nucleotides. RefSeq lists its product as hypothetical. Gene Ontology annotation, cellular component: cytosol; alpha,alpha-trehalose-phosphate synthase complex (UDP-forming). The coding region runs from base 1 to 2019 and encodes 672 amino acids. Gene Ontology annotation, molecular function: catalytic activity. Gene Ontology annotation, biological process: trehalose biosynthetic process. The record is from RefSeq and is a predicted model, not a curated record. The transcript is spliced from 4 exons. Lineage: Eukaryota; Evosea; Eumycetozoa; Acytosteliales; Acytosteliaceae.
AUGCAUCCUGUCUUCCUCGAUCGAAAGCAGAUCAAGAACUACUACAAUGGCUAUUGUAAACUCGGGUUGUGGUCGAUGCUGCACUAUCAAAUGAAAGAGGUGCGUCUGAACUCCAAGUGGUGGAGUUACUACGUACAGGUCAACCAAAUGUUUUGUGACAAGAUUGUUGCGCUCUGGAGAGAGGGCGAUUUUAUAUGGAUACAUGACUACCAUCUCAUGUUGGUGCCAUCAAUGGUCAAGGCAAAGAUACCCAAUGCAUACGUUGGGUUCUUCUUCCACUCACCCUUUCCAUCGUCAGAGCUAUUUAGAAUUCUCCCAAAUAGAACUGAUCUAUUGAAUGGAAUACUUGGCUCAAACCUAAUAGGGUUCCAAUCAUUUGACUACCUUCGACAUUUUAAGAGUAGUUGUGCUCGACUUUUGAGUUUGGAGGUGGAUGCAGAUGGCAUUGAGGUGCCAGGCAAUGGCACGUCCUCUCACUUUAUCAAGCUCAAUGUAUACCCCAUUGGAGUGAACUUUAGCCGGUUCCUCGACAUUAUGAACACACCCAACGUCACUCAGAAGCUUGAGGAUCUUGGUCGAGUGUUUGAAGGCAAGAAAGUGAUCAUCGCCAGAGAUCGUUUGGAUUCUAUUGGAGGAGUACCACACAAGCUCAGUGUCAUUGAGAGUUUCUUCAACACACAUCCCAAUUGGCGUGGAAAGUUGGUCUUUAUCCAAGUAUAUGAAACACCUAUGGACACAUCAAUAGAGUCUGGUGAACAGAGAGCAUUGCUAAAAACAGUCAAUGAGAUGGUUGGAAGGAUCAAUGGAUUGUAUGGAACAUUAAACUACAAUCCGAUUGAAUACAUCAACAGGAAUGUUGGAUGUGAGGAACUAUUCACCUGGUACAGACUGGCUGACAUUGCCCUGAUCACCCCAGUGAGGGACGGCAUGAACCUGACCUCCCACGAAUAUGUAGUCUCACAGAAGGAUAAGCAUGGAGUGUUGAUCCUUAGUGAGUUCACUGGUGCUGCCAGGUGUCUUGGUGGUUCGAUCAUUGUCAAUCCUUUCUCAAAGAGCGAGAUGAUCGAUGCAAUACUCGAGGCGCUUGAGAUGAAGCAAGAGGAGCGUCAGCUAAAGCACAGUAUCAACUUUAACUAUGUUAUGGCCAAUACCACACUGUUCUGGGCUAGGCGAUUCCUAGAGGAGCUUCUGCUAAUGGAAAAGCAGGAGGAGGAAGUGCUUGUUCCCAAGAUCAAUAUGGAGCUGGUCAAGCAAUCGUAUUCAACAUCCAAGGGCAAGAGGAUAUUCUUUUUGGACUAUGAUGGCACUUUGACUCCCUUGGUUCGCCAUCCCAACCUGGCGGCGCCAUCUCAACAACUGCUCGACACCAUCAGCAGAUUGACAAAAGACCAACGAAACAUUGUAUACAUCAUCAGUGGAAGGGACCGCAAGUCAUUGGAGGGAUGGUUGGGCCACAUCCCUGUGGGAAUGUCAUGCGAGCAUGGAGGCAUACUCAGAAGACCAGGCAUUGACCAGCCGUGGGAAGAGAAUGGCAACUUGGAUCUAUCGUGGAAGGAGACCGUCUUGGACAUUAUGAGGGAUAUCGAAGACAGGACACCGGGCUCGUUCGUUGAGCAAAAGCAAAUCAACCUGACUUGGCACUACAGAAACUCUGAUCCAGAGUUUAGCGAGUUCCAAGCCAAGGAGCUGCUGGGUCAGUUGAACUUGGUGGCCAACAAGUAUCCAUUGGACAUUCUGCCUGGAAAGAAGGCCAUUGAGGUCAAACCUAUUGGUGUUAACAAGGGAAGCAUCGUCAAACAGAUACUUACCAACACAGACUCUGUUGACUUUGUUCUCUGUCUAGGUGAUGACCGAACUGAUGAGGACAUGUUCAAAGAGUUGAUGGAGAGAGUUGACGCAUACAGUAUCAAGGUAUACUCUGAGGGAUGUAAGGAGAGACAGUCAACGUUUGCCAAGGCAUUCUUGGAUACGUCAAGCGAGGUGCUGGAGUUAUUGGGCAAGCUCUCAGACCAAGAGUAA